Staurois parvus is the source of this 351-nucleotide messenger RNA. NCBI's taxonomy places the organism in Eukaryota, Metazoa, Chordata, Amphibia, Anura, Ranidae. The record is from the annotation of a GenBank genome assembly.
UCAUGCAGCUGCCAGGUCCACAAGUGUCUCUAUGGGUCCCUGUAACGCCUCCCAUUGCUGCUGUCCUCCCAUCCGCCUCACUCUGCCCAUGUGCCACUUUCAGGUCUCCUCACACUGCUGGUGUUGUUCAAUUUUUUGACAUAGGGUGUUGGCAGAAUACGGGCCUCCCAUAGCUGCUGCCAGGCCCCUAAUCUGCCAUGGGCCCCUAUACCGCCUCCUCAUGCUGCUGCCAAGUCCAGAGUGUGUCAUGGGUCCCUGUACGGCCUCCAAUUGCUGCUGUCUCCAUCGCCACACUCUGCCAUGUGCCACUUUCAGGUCUCCUCACACUGCUGGUGUGUUCAAUUUUUUGAC